Messenger RNA from Pyrus x bretschneideri (Chinese white pear), 590 nucleotides. RefSeq lists its product as uncharacterized. The transcript has a single exon. The coding region runs from base 83 to 475 and encodes 130 amino acids. The record is from RefSeq and is a predicted model, not a curated record. NCBI's taxonomy places the organism in Eukaryota, Viridiplantae, Streptophyta, Magnoliopsida, Rosales, Rosaceae.
UCCUAUAAAUUGCCCCCGUUGCCUCUAAACUUUAUUUCUGGACCUGCAACACGUAUUCAAUACGAAUCAAUCAACGGAUCGCAUGGCCGCUGCAGGAGCUGCCGCAGACGGGCUGUUCCGGUGCGUGUACGAGGGUUGCAUAUCGGGGUCGGAUAUCGGAGUGGAACGGCGCCCGUACCACCGCAACUGCGGGUGUGCCCUACACAACAAGUCACGUAACAAGCAAUGCACCCACGGAGGGCCUAAGAGUAAGAAAGUGUCGUAUCCGCUGAGGCGGGCUUGGAGCGAAGGGAACUUGGCUUUGGUGGCUUCCGCCGGUUCUUCCGUGCACUCCUCGCCGUCUUCCUCGCCGGCUCAGCACAACCACGCGGCCGGGAGGGCACAUCAUCGGCGGAAGUCGCAUCAACAAUUGGAUACCUUGUGUGAUGAGAAUGAGGAGGAUGAGGAGGAGGAUAUUGUUUUCUUCAAGGUUUGAUGUACGUUUGUGAUUUGAUCAUUACAAUAUGUAUACUUACUUUGUUUGAUCAAUUAUUAUGGGAUAAUCAGGUUUUGUAAUUAAAUCUAAUUUUGAGGAUAUUCAGAGAGGUUUG